Molecule: messenger RNA, 1429 nt
Organism: Hemibagrus wyckioides
Lineage: Eukaryota; Metazoa; Chordata; Actinopteri; Siluriformes; Bagridae
Gene: snx12
Product: sorting nexin 12
Exons: 6
Coding region: 184-669 (161 amino acids)
Biological process (GO): endocytic recycling; late endosome to Golgi transport
Cellular component (GO): early endosome membrane; retromer complex
Molecular function (GO): phosphatidylinositol-3-phosphate binding
Source: RefSeq, a predicted model, not a curated record
GUUGCGAAAAACCCCGCACACGGUCGGAGGGAUUUCCUGUGCUGUUUGCUGAGCUGCAAGAAAAUCGCCAAUCGUCUCGGUGUCUGGGUUUUUUGUUUUUUUGCUGAUUUCAUGUCUUAGUAAAGAAACAUUUACUGCGCGUGUCCUAGACUACACCCAGAAGUAGCUAGCUAGCCAGUAAUAAUGACGUCCGAAGCCACUGUGGCCGAUACUCGCCGGUUAAACUCCAAGCCGCAGGACCUGACGGACGCUUACGGACCUCCGAGUAAUUUUCUGGAAAUAGACGUCUACGAUCCUCAAACUAUCGGAGUCGGGCGGAAUCGGUUCACCACUUACGAAGUCCGGAUGCGGACCAACCUCCCCAUUUUCAAGUUGAAAGAAUCUUGUGUACGAAGAAGGUACAGCGACUUUGAGUGGCUGAAAAAUGAGCUGGAAAGAGACAGUAAGAUUGUUGUGCCUCCUCUGCCCGGGAAAGCACUGAAGAGACAGCUCCCUUUCCGUGGAGAUGAGGGAAUAUUUGAGGAGUCGUUCAUUGAAGAGAGGAGAGUCGGACUUGAACAGUUCAUCAACAGAAUUGCCGGUCACCCCUUGGCUCAGAACGAGCGCUGUCUUCACAUGUUCCUGCAGGAGGAGAGCAUCGACCGCAACUACAUCCCUGGAAAAGUAUGAAUGAAAUGCUACAGUAAGACUAAGGCGCCUCCUCCGCUCAGAAGACUGCCUCAUCUCUGUGCUUAUAUUUGCCUAGCACGCUUACUCAGGUGCUCUAAAAACAAAACACUGAACCCCAAUUCAAAAAGAAAAAACAGUCGGUAAUUGUUUUGCUGUCCAGGCUUUAAUUUCUUUUCUUCUUCUUCUUUUUUUUUUUUUUAAAUAAUCUUAGUGAAGCCCAGCUAUAAUGACUUGAAUAGAGUAUCUGCACGAGUAUCUCACAUUGCAUGAAUGAUUCGUUUGUGCCAGAUUCAUGUCACUUUACAGUAAGGAACAUUCUCUAACAAGUAGCCACGCCCCUGGAGUCUCUGUCUUUGCCCGAGUCCUAAACACGAACCUAAGCAUCCAGCCUCAUUUGCCACAUGAUUCAGAAUGAUCAAUAAAAUGUAGCAAGGCAGACGUGAGGAGCAAAAUUGGGACCACGCAUCGUUCCUGUUCGACAUUCCAUGGUUCAUUUAUGUACCUUCCGAUCUAUUACAUACGUGUUUUUUUUUUCUUUAUAUAUAUAUAUAUAUCGAAGAGUAGAGUGUUAGAGCAUUGUGUGUUUUCUUGGCUUCUCUGUGUGUUGGUGUUAGAUCAUGGCGCUUGGGACUAUACACCUUCAAUCACAAUGAAAAUCACUGCGGCUCCCCCAUCCCUCUGCCGUGCUUUAUCGAGAUUAUUUUUUGUUUUGUUUUUUUUUAAAUAAAUUUAUAAUAUUGCUGAUUCCAAUCUAUAUACA